CAUAGCACACACAGACAGGAGGAGCAGCAGAGCUAUAGGUAUACUCGGUGCAGGGAGCACAGCCGCCGGAAUUCCUUACUGCCGUUAGCCUUCUCUUCUCUCUAUACUAUAGGAUAUUAGGAUAUGUGCAUUGCUCAUCGUGGGGGCUAAUACAAGCCGGCGAUGACUUGAAGCCAGUGAUGUAUCCCUGCCUGGUACUGGCAGUGGCGCAUGGGUUGUGAAUCGGGACAUUUCCGUGGCUGUGUCUUUUGCACCACAUUAAAUUGGAUUGCUGUUAUCUGAACAUAAAUCGUGCGGGUGGGGAUCAUAACCAAAACCAGGAAAAAGAUCUUAUAAGAAAACGAAAUUAUACGGGAUAGAAAGAAACAUGGGAAAACUUCACUCAAAGCACGCAAGCAACAGGAGGGAAAACCCUGAAGGAGACAGUUUUGUGGUGAAUGCUUACAUCAAUCGCAAGGGAUUUGAGGGCUGUGAGCGCUUUAAUGGCUUGGAAAGCAAGUUAAAGGACAGGCAAGAGGAGCUAAUGAAUGGUGUAUUGAAAGAAGGACUAGAAGACCGAUACCCCCUGAAAGUGAACCUUCCACCUGAGAAGUUAGAAGGCUCUGAGGCAUAUGUCCAUUCAAUUUCAGCAGAAGAUGUUGAAAAAUCCACAAAUAAUGAAGUAAUUAGAGGAUCUGGAAAUAAACGGAUUAGUAUUGAUGAAUUAGAAUGCAAUGUUUCAGUUCAAGAUGACAAUCGUCAAGAAUGGACUUUUACACUCUAUGAUUUUGACAACAGUGGAAAAGUAACAAAAGAAGAUAUGUCCAGUUUGAUGCACACAAUUUACGAAGUUGUAGAUCAGUCUGUUAACCAUAACUCUAACAACAGUAAAACACUUCGGGUGAAGCUGACAGUGAGCCCGGAGCCCGCAACAAAGAAAAAGGAAAACUCAAGUUCUAACCAAGAUCGUGAUGGUAUUCGAAAUGAACACCCUGAAGAAAUGAAGAUGGCGGACAAAAGGUUGUCUGCGACUGUGAGGAGACCUGUCACUGAACAACCUUCUUGCAAUGAAAAUGGCGAUCAUUACUGUGUAGAUGAAAACACAGAAAGAAGAAAUCAUUAUCUUGACUUAGCUGGAAUAGAAAAUUAUACUUCAAGAUUUGGUCCAGGAUCACCUGAGGAACAGUCAAGACCAGUGCGGAAUAAGAGCUCUCAUUCUCAGAGCAGGUCACGCUCACAGGAAUCUGAUGGCCAUCCAAUAUAUCACCGGAGGUCACAGGUACUCAAUGACUAUACUGCACCGCUUGUAGAUCCUAUGCCUCGAUUAUCUGAAGUGCAACAAAGAAACAAAAAUCAAGAUAAGCAAUUUAUCAAGUCUCCCAAAGGCUGUGGGAAACCUUCUGUUUUACCUAAUGGAGUAAAUGGUGGGAAAUCAGGAAAAGGAAUGAACUACAAUAUGCCAAUAACUCAGCCUCAAGCAUUUCACAGUGGACAGGAUCUCUACCACCUCCAGCAACAACAAUACAAUCACAGGAAAUACAGACAGAAGAGUAAGGACAUUCACUCCCCACUAAAGGCCACUCUCUCCCAGCCAGCUGGGGAUCAUGAAUUAACCCGGGAUUUUCCACCAGUUUUAACCAAUGAGGGAUAUGUUAUCCCUGUCAUUCAGAGGCAUGAGCAUCAUCACCAUCACGAGCACCAUCACCAUCAUCACUACCACCACUAUCAUCAGUCAUAAAGCCAGGAAUUAUAUUCAUCUAUUUCAUAGACACAAUCAUUUAAAGAAGCAAUAAAAAACAAAUACUGUACCAACUUUUUCUCAUUCAGAUGCAGUAUCUCAUUUGUUAGCUAGUGAUGACGGAAAAAAAGAACUGGUAUCACUAUUCAAUCCACUAUUUAUCUCAGGUGUAUAUGCAGCUGUGGGGCUGUGAUAUGUUUUCUAAAGAAUCCCUAUAUGUAUUCUCUAGACUUGUAAUCAAAGGUUUUUGGAUAUGCAUUUUAAAACCACUGCCAGUUUAAGCUACUAUAUUAUUUUUAUGUAAUCUAAUAUAUAUAUAUAUUUAUAUUUUAAAAGAAACCGUUAUAACUACUUAUGUCAAUUUUAUAAUGAGAAUGUUUUAUUAUGUGUCUCUGUCUUUUUCAGUACUUAGCAACUUUGUGAAUAUUGUAUAAUUACUGCAUUUGCAUUUAUGAUUGUAUUACGCACACUUAUAAACAUAUGUUACCUACUAUGUAAGAAAUGUGGAUAAGUUACUGUAGGCUCACGGGCAUAAUGCCACAACAUCAUGUGAACAUGAAGAGUUACGCAAGAUCUGCAGCAAAGAUUCAUUUUGUAGUAAAGGCUGAGAUCCCAAUAUUUUUUUUUUAUAGUUUUUUGCAACAAACAUUCACACUGUCGCUUCCACAAUAAACAUGAACCAUUACUGGAGAAGCCUGUGUUACAACUAACAAGUGUCUUUGUAUGUUGAGCAAUUGUGUUUUGUUUUGGAAAGGAACCAGAACACAAUACUGUGACAUCAACUUUACAUCUGUUUUUUCCUGGAUAGCAGCUUAUCUGUUUGUGCAUUAGGUGCCCGAUUUCUAGAAAACAUAAGAUUUCCUAAUUGAAGUGGCAAGGUAAGCAUUGAGUUUCUUGGUGAGACCAGGGACAAUGUUUGUUGAAGUUUAAAAAAUUAUUUCAGGUAAAUUGUGCAAGUGACCCCUAUGUGCACUGCAGAAUGGUAUAGCCUGCUCUGGUCCGGGGACAUGACCAAAGCCUCCAGGUAACACAUCUGGCAGAGGGGAUUUGUGUAUGGGCAGUAUGCUACCAGAGCCUGAGUAGUGUAGCAAAGGUGAAGGAAGAUUAUUGUAAAACUUAUGGUUACGCCGGCAUUAACAAAGUGGCGCACAGUUAAAUGACUUCCAAAUGGAUUUUGUGAAGAAAUAGAGCAAAGCAGAAAAAAAGCACUAUUGCUGCAAUAAAUGUAUUCACAUUGAGGAAUAGGCCCUAAAUCAGAACUCUUUAUCAAGCAUAGAACAUAAAGGGAAUGGGGGAACAGGAUGUGCUCUGCACCAGCUGAGUAAUUAGUAUUGACUGAAAAGAGGACCCCGACUAAUGUCUGUCAAUAAAUCAUCCGCUUAUUGUUGGAUAUUCGGGGCUGCUACCAGAGACAAGUUGUAUUGUACAAAAGAGAAGAGAGAAAGAAUGUCUCUUUGUUGGCGCACAUGAGAUAAUUAAAAAUUAACUUUUAAUAGAUCCACUAAAAUUGUCCAAACACGAAAUAAGACAAUACAAUACACCAAAUAAUACACUUAUCACACACAGUGAAUA
Pseudophryne corroboree (corroboree frog) is the source of this 3289-nucleotide messenger RNA. RefSeq names its product NKD inhibitor of WNT signaling pathway 2 (gene NKD2). Gene Ontology annotation, biological process: negative regulation of Wnt signaling pathway. The coding region runs from base 368 to 1717 and encodes 449 amino acids. Lineage: Eukaryota; Metazoa; Chordata; Amphibia; Anura; Myobatrachidae. Gene Ontology annotation, cellular component: cytoplasm. The record is from RefSeq and is a predicted model, not a curated record. Gene Ontology annotation, molecular function: calcium ion binding. The transcript is spliced from 10 exons.